CGUUUUCUGGCUAGGGUUCGCAGACGUUAUUUUUCGGCGGAACCAAGUGACAGCCGGAAAUACGUCUGCUUUCGCAGGUUAGUUUGUGACCGGGGUUGCACUGUAUUCAUCACGCAACACCUGCUGCGUGACCUGUUUACCCAGACCCCUUGAUGAGUUCCUCCUCACGCAUUUGUGGCGUCUUCCGUGGCUUGGCAACUAUGGACAACGCUGACUUGGAAAAGCUCUCCAUUUCACCUGGAAAGCUAACACCCAAAUUCCAUCCGAAUACUACCGAAUACUCAGUAACUCUCGGAAGUGAUGUCAAACAGAUAAAAAUCGAUCCGCUUACAAGUGAUUCAGGAGCUUCUUACUCCAUUUCGGGUAGUGGAGGUGGAAAAACAGUUGCUCUGAAAGAGGGAGAAGUUACACCAGUAAAAAUCGAAGUAACGGCAGAAGAUGGAAGCACAAUCAAGAAUUAUUUCAUUCAAGUUACGAGGUUGUCUGCAAGCGAUGCUUCUCUCACAGAUCUCAAACUUUCUGUCCUUGGCAGCCUCUCUCCAGAUUUCGCUUCAAAUAUCACCAGUUACUCUGCCGUCGUUCCAUUUAGUAGCUCUUCCGUUGAGGUAACGCCUAGCGUGGCUGAUAAAAAAACUGCAGUAAAAGUUAAUGGUGGUGGAUCGAAAGAUCCCAUACCUUUGAACUAUGGCGAAACAGUUGUCGAGGUGGAGGUAACUUCUCCAGACUCAAGCAGCAAACGAACUUACGUGUUAAUAAUCUCUAGAUUGAAGCUCUUAAGACCGAUAAAGUUUUCAGGUGAAAAAGAACAAUCGAAAUUUGAAUGUCCCGUGUGUCUGGGAGUUCUGUAUCGACCAAAAUCGAUCAAGAACAGUCAGCCGAAACAUGUGUUCUGCAAGGGGUGCAUCGAUGAGCUGACCCGGACCUCAAAACAGGAUCCUUUGGACCGUUCCCCGCUACCAGAUGUGUGGCGUGUAGAUGAAUAUGACUUGGACAAGGAAUUAUCUUCCCAGGUGGUGUUCUGCGUUUACAAGCACUGGGGAUGUGGGGAGGAAUUGAAGCUCUGUGACCUUGGUCCUCAUAUGAGGCAGUGUGAAUUUAGGCCUGUUGUAGUGGAGAAGUCUGAGGAAAUUGUCCCAGCCAAGGAUCUAGAAGAAAAAUCGAAGGAGGCUUGUAAAGGAUGCCCAGAUUGUAAUCGGCCAGUCAGAACCUCUGAGCUUGAAGAACACAAGACUUAUAUGUGUACAAGUAAGCAUGCCAAUCCAGGUACAAAGCACAAGUCUGAAAUCAGAGUUUGGGAGAAGAAACUUCAGCAAGAAACAAAUGAAAAAUCUGCUGACAAGUUGGUAAAGACAGCUGAGGAGCAAAUUCAAGAAUGCUUCAAGGUGUUGCCACAGCAUGGUAAUGCAGGCCAUUUUGAUGGCGAGGUUUCACCACUGAGAUACUUGGAGAUGGCUGCUGAGUGGUUUGCCACAGCGAUCAAGUUGUCGCCCAAAAGGGCUGAUCUUCAUUUUAAGCUAGGGCAGAUGUUGGAGGAACAACACUAUGUGGAGGAUCUCUAUGGGAUCAAACCUCCAGUAAGUUGGCUUGUUUUAGCCUGCAUUUGAUAUCAUUUUGCCAAAAAAUAAUUAGAUAAUCACAAGAGCUUCAUUAAUGUUUUACGCGGGGGGUAACUGGUUUUGACCGAGCAAAAUGUUUUGAACUGAACUUCGUUGUUAGUGAAACUUUCUCCUAGAUGGUCAAGCCAGGCAGGAAAAAUCAUCCUCGUGGCCAGUCAAUUUGCCCAGUGCCCGGCCCUAAAUGAAACAGCCUGCAAUCAGGGAGACUAUGCUUCGUGUCUAGAUAUACUGAGCUUCCAAUUACAUUGUAUAACAUAUUAGCCAAUCAAUUCCAAGUCGGAGUGAUCACACCCAUGAAAUCAAAUCAGACUGUCUAGUCUGUAAGUGAUGAGAAGAAUGGGAACCACCAAUAACAUGAAGAACAGGGGGUUAAUUUGUUUGCCUGAUUUAACACCAGAUUCUCAUAACUAGAAUGAAGUGAUUUUAUAGGCUUCGGUGUCAGUAGAGGAGAAGUGAAUUAGAGAUUGGUUAUAGAGCAGGGUUUUCUU
This is a messenger RNA of Orbicella faveolata, 2104 nucleotides long. RefSeq lists its product as uncharacterized. Lineage: Eukaryota; Metazoa; Cnidaria; Anthozoa; Scleractinia; Merulinidae. Gene Ontology annotation, molecular function: ubiquitin protein ligase activity; protein binding. The record is from RefSeq and is a predicted model, not a curated record. Gene Ontology annotation, biological process: ubiquitin-dependent protein catabolic process; protein polyubiquitination.